Molecule: messenger RNA, 569 nt
Organism: Hibiscus syriacus
Lineage: Eukaryota; Viridiplantae; Streptophyta; Magnoliopsida; Malvales; Malvaceae
Product: calcium-binding protein KIC-like
Exons: 1
Coding region: 61-441 (126 amino acids)
Molecular function (GO): calcium ion binding
Source: RefSeq, a predicted model, not a curated record
CAGUUCAGUUACUUUAGCGACCGAAUAAGAAGAAAGAACUUCUUUGAGAAACCCGUCAUUAUGGACAACAACGAGAUUAACGGAACAACAACAACAGCAACAAGCAAGUACGAGGAUUUGUUGCCCGUGAUGGCGGAGAAGCUGGACGUGGAAGCUUUCGUGGGUGAAUUAUGUGGAGGGUUUCGGCUUCUAGCUGACAGCGGAAAAGGGUUGAUUACGCCGGAGAGUCUGCGGAGGAAUUCGGGACUUUUGGGGAUGGAAGAGAUGAGCAGAGAGGAAGCAGAAGGGAUGGUUCGAGAAGGUGAUCUGGACGGCGAUGGGGCACUCAACCAGACUGAGUUCUGUAUCCUCAUGGUUAGGCUUAGCCCCGGGAUGAUGAACGAUGCCGAAACAUGGCUUCAGAAGGCCAUUGCCCAGGAGCUCAACAGCCCCUCUGCUUGAUUCUUCUUUGGACUUAGUAUUUGUUGUACUUGGUGAAUUAUGAUGUUCUUGUGUACUGCAAAGUUCUAUUAGUUGUUAGUGAAAAUGAUUAUGACCUGUUAACAAUGGUUCACUAGUCUGUCCUUAAA